GUCUUCUUCCACCCAUUCCUUCUUCUUCUUCAUCGUUCUCCUCUCCUCCUGCAACUUCUUCACACCGUCUUUACUUCUUCUUCGGUUUUUGCACUUGUGUGAUUCAUGAGUUAAGUCACAGGGGGAAUAAAAAAAAGCAUGUUCGACUGUGUAAAAAAAUCAGUGAAAUCACAAGUAAUCAGUGGCCAACGCGAGAAGUUCGUAAGUUUCUUUCAGGUUAGAUAGUAUGGAUUCUAGAUACUCUCAAGGCUCUGAAGCAGGCCUAAACAGAUGCACACUCAAUCUCCAAGGACCACCACGUCCUCAGAUUCAAGGCAACAAUGCAACAUCUGGUUCAUUCAAGAAAGGUUUUAGGAGAGGCUCCAAAGGUCUUUGGUCACUAGGAAGAUCAAUAGGUCUCGGAGUUUCACGAGCAGUGUUUCCAGAAGAUCUCAAAGUAUCAGAAAAGAAAAUAUUCGAUCCUCAAGACAAGUUUCUUUUGCUAUGCAACAAGCUGUUUGUUACUUCUUGUAUUCUUGCUGUGUCAGUGGAUCCGCUCUUCUUGUAUCUUCCGUUUAUUAAUGAUAGUGGCAAGUGUAUUGGUAUUGACCGGAGAUUGGCUACAAUAGCAACGACGUUGAGGACUGUUGUGGAUGUGUUUUAUCUUUUUCGGAUGGCUCUGCAGUUUAGGACAGCUUUUGUGGCUCCUUCUUCUAGGGUUUUUGGGAGAGGGGAGCUUGUGAUUGAUCCUGCUCAGAUAGCUAAGCGUUAUUUGCAGCAGUAUUUCAUCAUUGACUUUCUUUCUGUGCUUCCACUUCCACAGAUUGUAGUGUGGAGGUUUCUUUACUCCUCUACAGGUGGGAGUGUGUUGGCAACAAAGCAAGCGUUACGGUCUAUCAUAUUAGUUCAGUAUAUACCGCGGUUUAUUCGGAUAUAUCCCUUAAGUUCAGAGCUAAAGAGAACAGCUGGUGUGUUUGCUGAGACAGCUUGGGCUGGUGCUGCUUAUUACUUACUACUCUACAUGCUUGCUAGUCAUAUUGUUGGGGCUUUAUGGUACUUACUGGCUUUAGAACGUGUCAAUGGUUGCUGGAAGAAAGCUUGUCUUGAUGGAGGGAACUGUACUAGAAACUUCCUGUUUUGCGGUAAUGAAAACAUGGAAGGUUAUGCUGCUUGGAACACUAUCAAAGAAUCAGUUCUUCAGACAAGUUGUCCUGUAAAUGUGACUGAUGGUGACAAUCCUCCUUUUGAUUUUGGAAUCUACUUAAGAGCACUGUCCUCUGGCAUUGUCUCAUCUGAGAGCUUUGUUGCUAAAUACUUCUUCUGUUUAUGGUGGGGACUUCAGAAUCUGAGUACUCUUGGACAAGGGCUUGAAACAAGUACAUACCCUGGAGAGAUUAUAUUCUCCAUAGCACUAGCUGUUGCUGGGCUUCUACUCUUUGCUCUACUCAUUGGGAACAUGCAGACUUAUCUCCAGUCUCUUACAAUCCGCCUUGAGGAAAUGAGAGUGAAGAGACGUGACUCAGAGCAGUGGAUGCAUCAUCGGAUGCUUCCACCUGACCUGAGAGAACGUGUCAGACGUUAUGACCAGUACAAGUGGUUGGAGACACGUGGAGUUGAUGAAGAGAAUUUAGUUCAGAACCUCCCAAAGGAUCUGAGAAGAGACAUCAAACGUCAUCUCUGUCUAGCUUUGGUUAGAAGGGUUCCUUUGUUUGAGAAUAUGGAAGAGAGGCUGCUUGAUGCAAUAUGUGAGAGGUUGAAGCCGUGUCUAUACACUGAGAACUCUUACUUGGUCCGUGAAGGUGACCCGGUUAACGAAAUGCUCUUCAUUAUCCGUGGCCGGCUCGAGAGUGUGACUACAGAUGGUGGGAGAAGUGGUUUCUUUAACCGUAGUUUGCUCAAAGAAGGAGACUUCUGUGGAGAAGAGCUUUUAACAUGGGCGCUUGAUCCCAAGUCUGGCUCCAACCUACCUUCCUCCACAAGAACAGCAAAGGCGUUAACCGAAGUAGAAGCGUUUGCUUUGAUAGCUGAUGAGCUUAAGUUCGUGGCUAGUCAGUUUAGGAGACUGCACAGCAGGCAAGUUCAGCAUACUUUUAGAUUCUACUCACAGCAGUGGAGGACUUGGGCUGCUAUUUUUAUACAAGCUGCGUGGAGACGGUAUGUGAAGAAGAAGAAACUUGAGCAACUUAAGAAGGAGGAAGAAGAGGAAGAGGAGGAAGGAGAAGGGCAUGUUGCUAGCAUUAGAGCUACGUUCUUGGCGUCAAAGUUUGCAGCGAAUGCACUUCGUAAAGUUCAUCAGAACCGUAUUGCAGCAAAGUCUAGUACUAAAGAGCUUGUGAAGUUUCAGAAGCCUUCUGAACCUGAUUUCUCUGCUGAUGAUGCUUAAAAAAGACAAAGAUGCUGACUAUAUUUUUACAUAACUACAUAUGUCUCUCUAUGAAUGCUUUUGACUCAGAUUGGAAUUUAUUUAUUUUGUUACCUUUCGUUUGAGUUUUAUUCCAACACUAAGAUUAGACAAAUUGUGGUGGUAGUAUAAAUGGUUAUUUGUGAUUGUUUUGUAAGUUGAAGACAUAUAUGAAGGAGAUUUCAUGUACAUCAA
Molecule: messenger RNA, 2575 nt
Organism: Eruca vesicaria subsp. sativa (arugula)
Lineage: Eukaryota; Viridiplantae; Streptophyta; Magnoliopsida; Brassicales; Brassicaceae
Source: the annotation of a GenBank genome assembly